UGUGUUUACACUGGAUUCUGCCCUUUCCAAUAUGGCGGCGGCUGUAACAUAGAGACUGUAGCUAGGGAAGGCGGAUAAUGCGGUUUUCAUGUCUUUGGGCAUGUGUUUAGACAUGUCUUGAACUCGUGAUUAUAGUGCAGCUGGCUGCAAAAUCAGGAUGUGCUUGUUUUUUGAGACGAGUUUCGAGUCGAGCCGAGUAGAAUACAGAAAUGCUACUCGUGUGAUUAGUUCCUGAACGGUUAGUUGUCACAAAUGGGAAUUUGAACUACAGUCAAUUUGCCGUCUCAUCUCAGCAAGCAUGUUCGUGUUUCUCCUGUUAUUCCUCCUGCAGCCAGCAGAGGGCGCCAACACCACAAUCUCCUGUAUAGACGACCAGGGAAACGCAGUUGACUGGUUCUACCUUUACAAACUGCCACAUCCUCAUGAGGAGCCCCCUGAGGAAGGUCUGAAGUACCUGCUGCUGGAGGAGCAGAGCGAGGGCUGGACGGAGGGCGGAGGUCUGGUGGGAGACGUCACGGGGGCUUUAGGCCGGAGCCUCGGGCCGCUGUACGAGGAGGGUGAGCUGGGGUACAUCCUGUACAACGAUCAGCCCCCAGAACAGCGGCAUGUGGACGAUGCAAACAGAAGUGGAGGACACACCAAAGGUGGGGUCCUGUUCAACAGCAGACAGGGCUUCUGGCUGGUCCACAGCACUCCUCAUUUCCCGCCUCCCAAAACCGAGGGCAAGUUCUCGUACCCCAGCUCAGGCAUCAACAACGGGCAGAACUUCAUCUGCGUCACUUAUCCUCUGGAGCGCUUCGACACCAUCGGUGAACAGUUAACAAUAAAUCAGCCACACAUCUAUGACUGUGACAUUCCCAAGUCCCUGGCCUCCUCCGUGCCCACCAUGGCUGAGCUCUGUAAACACCGGCAUGGGCGGAGAAACUCCAGCGUCACAGACGGUUCCUUCUCCUCGCCUAAUCGCAGCGUCUCUCUGCUCUCACUGGCUGGGACAGAGUUCAUCAGCUUCGCGAAAGGAGCUUCUUUUGAGAACGACCUAUACCAUGGCUGGGUGGCUCCCACGCUGCAGACGGACCUGCUGGUGCAGUUCUGGCGUCGCUCCACCGGCGUCCUCCAGUCCGACUGCUCCUCCAGGUGGAAGGUUCUGGACGUGAACCUGCUGUCUCCGGGCGGCCGGGUCACCUUCAAAGCAACGGAGGAUCACUCCAAGUGGGCGGUGAGCGCGGGAGGAGGACGCGGACUGAGGGGCGGGGCCUGGGUGUGCGUGGGGGACAUUAACAGGAACCAGGCGGAGGAGAAGCGAGGGGGCGGGACCGUGUGCCGGCAGGAUGUUGCCGUGUGGAAGGCGUAUCGUGCGGCGGCGCUGAAGUGCGAGUCCUGUACGGGCGAGGAGGAGGAGUGCGAGACCGCACGGCUUUACCGCUGACAUCCGGACACGUUGGGGUUGUACAUGUUUCGUUAAAAAUAAAAAAUUACUAUUCCGUCAAUCAAAACGAUCUUUAAUAAUACUUGUAAAAAUAGGAGUUCAGUACGUUAACGUCAUGGCUUGUAGUUCAGCGGCUUGAGAGUUUGAGCCGGUUUAAAAUUUUCAUGCCUUAAACGAGACUUUAAUCAGAGCGACUUCAGGACGUUCAGAUAAUUACCUAGAGCGCGUCCUCACCGGGGAUUCUUUUUUUUUUUUUUUUUUUUUUUACUUUUAAUGGGUGCAUUAAAAAAUUUUCAGCCAAGAGGGGGUGCAAACUUUUGCGCUUAAUGGUACAUUGGGGGAAAAGCGCAUUAAUGAGGUACGUCGCAGUGCUAGACGAUAAUUUCAUUUGUUUUAUGGAUAUUAUUAUUUUUAUUCUUAUAUAUAUUCAUAUCGUCUGUAGUAGUUGCUAUUGUUCAGUUCUCUUAAAAUGUAUAAAAGAUCAAAAUACAUUUAAAUAUGUGCACUAUAACUUAAUAAUAAUAAUAAUAAUAAUAAUAAUAAUAUUAUAUCCCCUCUCCAAAAAUUAUUGACAUGUAAUUGAGGUUGUUUUUAGUGCUCGAUCGGCCAGCACUAGUCAACAGUACACGUAAAUAGUAAUAAACAGAUGUAUAACUCACAAUUUUUUUGCUUUUAUUUAGCAAAAAUGUUUCUGCUGUGCUAAUCAUAUAUGCACUCUGCUUAUUAGUCUGGACGCUGGAGCUCUGCGACGGUCGUUUCUCAGGGUGCUGACCCUUUUAAAAUCUUUCUCAUUUGAACCGAUGUCGAAACGUUUCGUGUGUCAUGUGAUCAGGAUUAUCAUAAGCAGUAUUGUUGAUGGGGUUAAUGAUGCAGUAUUAAUAAAAAAAUGUAAAGUGGAAACCGCUGAAAUCACUGAAUGUCUUCUUAAGUACCGUCCUGAUAACAUUUAAAGAUGCCUGGUUUUUUUAGUUUGUGCUUUUUUUUAAAAAAUUAUUUUGGUCACUAAAAGUCUUCAGGACCCGCCU
Ictalurus furcatus (blue catfish) is the source of this 2451-nucleotide messenger RNA. It is a transcript of the gene dnase2, whose product is annotated as deoxyribonuclease II, lysosomal. Gene Ontology annotation, biological process: apoptotic DNA fragmentation. The coding region runs from base 299 to 1426 and encodes 375 amino acids. Lineage: Eukaryota; Metazoa; Chordata; Actinopteri; Siluriformes; Ictaluridae. The record is from RefSeq and is a predicted model, not a curated record. Gene Ontology annotation, molecular function: deoxyribonuclease II activity. The transcript is spliced from 7 exons.